GGGCCGAAAGCAAAGCGCGCGGCAGACGGUCUUCGCGCGCCGAGCUAUCUGGUUGGCACUCGCGUCGAGUCGGGACACUUACAUUCGAAUUGACGUUUGUUAAGUCCUGUCGAUCUCUUUCUUCCUUUCCCCGUUCUCCCGAGAAAAAGAGAAAAGUUUCCGGCUACACCGUGUCUUCACGCGACCCGCGCUCGCGACGUACCACGAGCGACCAACGAGUUUUUUUGUGCUCCGUCCGUUCCGAAACGCGCGGUCAUCGAGGUUUCAUCGCUGCAAAACAGCAAAAAGGAAGUUAGACAGUGGGUUUUUUUGUGAUGUGCAUCAGAUCUACGAGCCACCUCGAGAUGACGAUCAUCGCCUGGGUCUGCCUCGUCGCGCUGUUGUGUUCAACGGCUGUUAAAGCAUCGAAAUCAAAUAUGGCCGUGGACAUCGAGCCAAAAAACCAGGUCGCGGUGCGACUCGGCGAGAGUCUACAGAUUUUGUGCAGAGUCAGUAAACCUUUGAAGGUGUGCCGUGUCGAGAUACCUGGCGAGGCGGGUGGCAUGGUGCUGUCCACGGGGCAACUGCCGGAAGACGGUAUCGGAUACUACGGCGACGGCACCGAGAUGGGCCAAUGCGGGGUUCGCAUCGAGAAGAUCAAGGAGAGCCACGACGGCUUAUUCAAGUGCACUCUGACUACCAACGACAUCCGACAGGAGACACAGGCGUCCGUGAGGAUCAUCGUUGCCAAAGCACCGAACGAUCCCGAACUCAGCAUGAAUCCUGGACACUACGGUAGAACGAUCUACAGAAAGGGUGAGAAACUGGAAGUAAGUUGUAGUGCCCCAGGCGGAAGGCCAGCAGCCAACGUUUCAUUAUUCCUUGACGACGAACAGAUUGGUAACGAGGAAAGGCCAACGAUCUACGAUUCAAACGUGAACGACAACUCGUUAGCAGUGCAAAACGCAUCGCGCAGUUUGGAUUGGACUGACAACGGCAAGACUCUCCGAUGCGUCGCUACUCACAUCGCACUUAACCAGCCUAAGGAGAGAACUCUGCAGUUGCAAGUAUACUAUCCUCCGCAGCCGCAGCCGACCAUCGAGCGUUUCGGAUAUGUGAUUGGACGUCAGGGGAUUGUGAACGUAACCAUUUACGCGAACCCAAGGCCUCACUUCUUAUGGCGAGUGAACCAUGAAAAGAUCGACGAGGGUCGUCCCGAUGAAAGCAACCGGCUCGAAACCUCGACCGCCGUCGAUUUGGGAAAAGGAGCGUGGAGCGUGAUCCUCACCAUAGACAGCGUCCAGAAAUCCGACACGGAGAAGGAGUACAUCCUGGAAGCCCGCAACGACGAAGGAACUAAAGAAUACACUAUCGUUUUGUCAACUUCCACAGAACCCGCAGGCGUUGAUUUAGAUGCUGGUUCUAUCAUCGGAAUCGUGGUCGGCGCCCUGGUGCUGCUUCUCGUCGUUUUCCUACUCAUUUUCGCCCGCGCGACCGGACGCUGGUGCUUCGCAGCGAGGCGUGGGGGCGACGAGGAAGCUGCGAGCGGUGUCGGCGCCGGAAGCGAGGCGCACAUCACCCCUGGAGACGAGGACGAAGAGGAUCACGAGGACCCCCGCAUCAUCGAUGAGAAGAUACCGCAGGGCGGCCAAGAGAAUCCGAUACACGCGAGCAACGAAUACGUGAACGGCUGCACGGACCUCAAGGAGCAGAAGAAGGACGAGAAGACGGACACGCCCGUUUAAACGGCGCCUGUUUGUCCAUCGCGCGCGCGACGGUCGGCCCUUCUUCAAACCGCGGAAAUAAGCUGUCACCAUCGCCACCCUGUUCGCUCGGUUCUACGACCCCUUUGCGCUCUUCCUUUUCUUACCAACCCCGAGAAACAUCUUGCUCGAUGCGUUUCUUCAAGGUCACCGGAUGACGAGCCGAACGAUCCCCGAGCCACUGCUAGGAGAUCACUUGAUGGUUAGGAUGACAAACUCGGCUGAUCGAUCACUUUUCGUUUUUCUCACCCGAUUUUCUAAUACUUUUGUAUUCUGAUUCCUGAUAUUUUCGAUCACUAAUUUACUAUUCAAUCACACGCAACCAAUCAAAACUAUAAAACUGUAAACUGGAAGGACACCUCUUCUACAUGUCCUCUUCCGCUAGACAUUGAGUCAUCUCCUAACUGUACGUUUUCGCGUGGGAUUUAGCACAUUGCAGUUUUGCAGUUUAUAUAUAUAUAUAUAUAUAUAUAUAUAUAUAUAUAUAUAUAUAUAUAUAUAUAUAUAGUAGGACUCCUUGUAACCGCGAUUAAAAAGUUACUGGAAAAUAACGUACAAUGAUAACAUACGAGCAGAGGAAAAGAUUGGAAUAGUUGCUAAAAGGAUGUCGGUGGAAGUUAGGGAAAUUUGAAAUUUCUAUGAUUGAGACAUUUUUUGAUUGUGAUUUAUGGGGUACUACUGUAUUCAUUGUUUUCCGACGAAUUGUCGAUGAUAUUUGCUAUUGAAAGAAAAUCUUGUAAUGCAUCAGAAGACAGGUUUAUUUUAUUUCUUUGUUUCGUAAUAGUUUUAACGAAUUUUCAAUUUUAUAAUUUUGCUAUUCAUCCUCGAAGGAUUAACACUUUAGAAAACAAAAAUGUAUUGCACUAUUGGAAAAAUAUUUUACCUUAGGACAUUCGAAAGUGUCUUCUUUGAAGUUUGAUGGUUCAAAGAGUAGGACUCCCGAGUUGACACGUAAAGUGUAUUGUAAUUGUUUAUUUAUUUAUGGUUACUUAGUAGUCGCUGAUACGAUAUCAGUGUAAUCGAUCAGGUUAGACUGUAACGAGAAGAGAGCAGCUAGGAAGGGUUUUCUUUUAUUAUCUCUUUAUUUUAUAUUUUAACUGUAAAAUUAGUAUUCUUAAUAUUUAUUUCAGCGUGUGAGGCAUUGAGAUUAAGAAACUAGGUUUUUACGUUGAGCGUGCCUAAUUAUUACUGCGAAGAAGUUUGACAAUUUCUUCAAAAACAUAGAUUAUAUAUUAUAAAAUGACAAAUAAAACUCGUGGACAACUUGAAACAUUCCUUCUAUAAAAUUAAAUUAUCGCAUUCAUAAUGUUAAAUAUUUUCUACCUUGUAAUAACGUAACGCAAAUUAUCGAUUUUAUUGUACCAUUCACACGUCCAUUACCCGUUACAAUUACCAUGCACGAGCAAUUAAAAUAGCUUCACAUCAAUCUUCUCCGCAAGAAAGCCUCAUCAUGAGUAGUCAAACCUUUUUGCAGUCACCGUGAAAAACUUAUUACACGUUUAAUGACCAUUCCGGGGAACGUAGUUACCAUAAAUUGGUGUCAGUGCCAUUCUGUCCCAGUGUAAAACUUAAUUGUCAUCGAUCUUUGUGCACUGACAAACAUCCGAUUCACCUUUGGAAGAAACACAAGCAUCGAGUCAUAUCAAUCUCCGCCAGCUAUUUUCGAUGAACAUUCGACCGACGGACUUUGUUCGUCGAGGAAAUAGUCUGACGUGCAAUUUCUCGUGAUCCGUCGACCGGUCGAGAUUAUUCUCAAUCAACGAGAAGCGCAAAGGGUUCCGGGAAACCGAUCGUCGCCGAGGAUUAUAAGUCCUCGCACGCUCACGUGAUCCUCCCCCGCCUCGAAUCUCAAUAGUUUAAGAAGGACGAGUCCCGUAAUUAUCCCCGUAUUAAUUUAUUAUUAACAAGACGACUAUACGAGUGUCCAGUAUUCGAUUCACAGAUCCGCGUAGCAAAGCGAACGACAUAGAAAUUCGAUCGAAGAGGACAAAAUGGGAACGAAAUAGAAAUUUUCGUUAAGGUCCGAUGAUUGACCCUCGUACGCGACCCUUUAUUUUUCUACGAUUCUUCGUCCCUUCGAUGCACUAUCAAUUCUCCCGGGCGAUCCACGAUCGAGAACCCACAAUCGACGUGUCCCCCAACGCCCUCGAUCCCACCGCGACCAUUCGCGUUCUCCAUGUUCGUCACGGUGUAAGUUUUGUAAAUAGGAACAGAGAACACAAAGCGGCGGCGCUAUCUUCUUCACGCGCGAAGAUCACGCCGGGGAAAUUCGCUUGGAUCAAGAUACGAUACAACACUUGAACACACUCUACUGUAACGUCGUACGGUCGUUGAUUCUUGAUUCUUUGAGGAAUGUCAGCUGAUGCAUCAAAUUUGCGAUGAGUUGCUUGUUACAGUGGAACCCUUUGCUUCUCUGAAUUGACCGUUCUGCCAAUGGGUUUAUUGGCAACUAUUCAUUAUUAUCGUUACAGCUGGAUUUAUUAAGAAGUUUAUGCAAGUUAAUUACAGAAGAGAUAUAACCCAUAAAUAAGGGUUUUGAUUUAUUCUGUUUGUAAAGUGGAACAAUCGUGAUGGAAAGCUAACGAAAGUUCUGCUCCUCGAAGUUCCAGGGAACAGAAAUUAUUAACUCCUCACUUUAUAAUAUUGUUAUUGGUAUUUUACUGAAUGGUAUUUUAACCUGCAACCUCGUUUCAUUAUGAGAAAAUAUUAAUGAUGUAACAGCUGUUGAUAAUCAUAAAACUUAAUUCUAACUUAAAACUGUACUUCGAACAGUAAAGGUUCCACUGUAUCAAAAUCGAAUAGCAAGAUUGUUUCCCGUAAAAUUCACUGCAAAUUGCAGUCGUUAUCAGGUGAACCUCGAAGGAUCAAGGAUCUAGAGACUGCUAAAGUAUAUCGUUUAAGAAGCAAGUGUUCAUGAACUGUCCUCAAAAUGUACCGUUCUACGCUAGAAAAAGGAAUAGCCGGUUCUUCAGCGAACACUUUCGUACGAGCUCUGCGACUUUCUUCUCUGCGCAAUCAAAUGAAAAUCGAGUCUCAGAACAUCGGACCCUGUUCCCCUUUGGUACUAAGCCAAAUGCACGCGAAAGGUUCGCGGGAAAAUGUCGCGGCCGCGCGUGUUUUGUACAAAUAAAUACUUAAAGUUUUCUUAUCCUUCGUUUUUCCGAGACAGAAAAACUUUGUUUCUCUGUUACUCCGAAACAAUCGGCGCUGCGACAUUUUCGUGUGUAUCCGACCUUAGGGAAUCAGGAGUUCGACUCGAAUUCUGGAUACCGAGGCGACGAUCACCGCUUCAACCCUACAGUAAACGCCUCCAUCUUGGACGCGCAGCUCGUAGCAGCUAUUAACGAGAUUUAAUUAAGCGAACGAUGACGGGAGGACGAUCGAGGUUCUCACCACGACAUGAAAUACUCACGUCAGCAUAAACAAAUCAAAUUUUGUAGUCGAGGUUUCUCUAAAAGACACUUCAAUGUCGGCGGUUGGGGAGGGGGGAACGAAACAAACUAUCAUUGACCGCGUUUGCACGUUAAGUUCCAUCUCUCCGUGGCUUUUGAAUACUUUCAAGGUUUCCUUAACCGUUGACAAUUCGUAUCAAAAUGAAAAUUUCAGCGUUUAAAUUUCAUUCACUCAUGUAAAUUUGAAUUAAAUUUGGAUUAAAGCAUUGACGCGUAAGAUUGUGCUUUUAGUAACUGUAGUUUAUUGUCUUGAAUCAAAAAAUUACGCAUAUUAGUAAUGAAAGAUUGAUUUUCAUCGUUGAACAAUCAGGUAUACAGGAUUAUUUUAUUCGAGAGCCUUUCCAGUGGUGGUCGACGGAAAAGAAUUAUUGCCGCGGAGAGGAAAAAGUGCUUCACAUGCAGAUGCAAGGAAAACACCAUUAAUAUCGCGCCGUCACAACGUUCAAAGACAAACGAACACAUUCCACGAUGUAGCUUUCAUUCAUAGCCAGGCCUUUUCCCCUCUUUUCCUUUUCUUGUCAUCGAAGCGCGCGUGCUGACUGACGUGUGAUCGUAUCGCCUUUUGUAAUUUAGAAGGUUUCUCGGACAGUAUUAUUUAGAUCGGAGUAUAAGGCCGUGCCGUUUCCCGUUUCCGAUUCUAGGGUGGCUGGUACCGCGACACCGUCAUGACACUUUCCCCGUCAAUCGCGGUGUUAUCGACGAAUCGAACGAAAACUAUCCAACGAUGAUGUUCCCUCAUCUCGAACGAUUUACGAUUAAAACAAUCCACGGAAGUCUACGGAAAUUUCGAACGGAAUCUCACGAUCGUCAACCCUUCGGAUUACGUUCGUCUUCGAAUCAUUCGUGUUGUUGCCGCAGUGUUUUUAACGAGAUUUUAAAUGUCGUUUUUUAAACGAUUUUAUUCGCAAACGAAACUUCGAUUUUAAACGAGUUUUUAAAGAGAUUUCUAUUGCCGCAGGCAAGCUACGGAUGCGUGUGAUAAUUUCGAAUGUGUCGUGCAACGAUGCAAUAACUUUAGAUAAAGAGAGUCGAAUAUAGAGUAGAAAGCAUAGCAUGUUUACUUGAGACCUCUUUCUCUUGAAAGUGGAAUUAAACAUUCAUACUCAUUGCACAUGAUAACAUUAUGCAUUUCUUCUUGGAGUCUCGUUUCACCAUCUUCCAUAUCGUUGAAAAAUCUAUCUUUUAGGAAUAUACAAAUGGAACAUCUUGCAUGGAAACAAUGGUUGUUCCUUCUGUUUUAUGAGAUGUUUAUUAUAAAAUAUAUUAAAAGAAUUGAGUAUAAGGUAAACAGUAUUCAAGGGACUAAUUUCGAACCGAAGGGUUAACGUAACACGUAAAGCGACAGUUUCGAAACCGUAACACAUUUAACAAUCACAGACUUUCCAUUCAGCAUUUAAUUGUAAGCCGCGAUCGUUAUGAUUCACUUUAGUCAGAGACUCAUCCAUCCGCCGCGCACCUAUUUUAUAUCUUCGAGUUAAGACGAAGACUGGAAACAUUCCACGGAUACCAAGACUUUUUACCAAGAACAGUUUUAUAGAUCGAAUUUACAAAUUUACCGAGUAUUACGACCAAUACUAUCCUCGCUACUCGACUGCGCGUACUAUGUAUUUAAUGUUUUAUCUUCGCGUGGUUAGAGUAACGAAAUUCUUCGCUGUGGAAAUUCUUUAGGCAGCUAGCUUCAAUCUUCAUUCUUAAUUGGUCUCCUUGUGUCAAAUCAAUGCGACAAUAAAAAAGAUCAACAUAAUCAAAAAAUGAAUAGUCAAAUUUUCAGAUUUGAAAUUUAAAAAUUUCUGAUAUUAAAUUUAUAACAUUUAUUUUAAGUAAAGUCGUUCUUAUAAUCGGUGUUUCGAUAGAGAUUGUAAAUCAAGCGUUUAAAAUGGACAAACUAAAAAUUUUACCACAGAAAAUGAAGUAUUGAAAAAUUCUCUUUUCAACGAAAUAUUAUUUAAAUUUCUAAAUUCGCAGUGAAUAAAUGAUAAAUCGAUGCACAAGGGCUGGCUGCUCUUUCGCGUUUAUCGGCACGUGUUGAAUUGACACGGGGUGACGCAUGGAGGUUGAUAUCGAUAGGUUCGUUCGCCCCGAGGCCAAGUCUGACAUUUUCCCUUUCGUUCGCGACGGAAAUAGUAUUCGCAAAGUAUUCUCGCUUCAUUGACCUUUUAACCCCUUGGCUUAUAAUAUCGCGUCAGACUCGUGGUGAAGAUUUCAAACACCAUUUAACAAACAUAUGUUAUCCGAUUUUUUGAAUUUAAAUUAAAUAUUAUUUUCCUGUUAUUAAUCACUCUAUCUUAGAACAAACAUGAACAUAGAAUAUACCUAAAAUUUUUCUCAUUUUUUUCAAUAAAUUAUUACGCGUUUGAGUGUUAGGGGUCUCUGCAAAAACCUAGUCGUUUCAGUUUAAAAACUGAAUUACGCUUUUCUAUUUUUACAUAGAAAAUUUCGAAAUAAUACGAUCGUUAUAUGUCUCCAUUGAUAGGCAGAUAAUAACAAGAAUCAGAAUAACUAAUUAGAAGGAGAACAAAUAAAUAAAUUUACUUUGAUUUUACGAACCGAUAGGCGGGCACUUUUAGAACGGAGAAGCGUGAUCGCGUCGCUUGUCACUCAAACGGUUAAUGACAAGAUUACAGCGAUCAAAGUAUAGAAAGAAACCAUAGGGCAAGGGGUUAAAAGGAUUAUAAAGGGACGCGUUGCGUUUUCCGCUAUGCCGUCCUUUCUACUGUUUCUCGAGCGCCAUUUCGAUCGAUACAUUUUACUUUUCCCUUCGUUCGAUGCACGAGAGGACAGAUUUAACAGGCCGGAUGAUUUGAUCGUUUCGCGACUCGCAGACCCGAAGAAAUACCUUGGGGAACGUUAUCGUGUCGGCGACAGCCUGAUGUACGGAUCGGAAUGAAUAUUCAUUUAUCGAUCGCACUGGAACACCCAAGCGGGAUUAAAAUAGCUGAACUUGAUGAUAAAGAUCUUUCGUAAUUCCUUCUGAUGCGUGAAAGAUAUAUUCGGAUACUUCACACGGGUACGGAUUAAAUCCAUGUUACAGGCGAUAAGAUUAUCGAUAUUUUUUGCGCAAGAAUAGGUCGAAAGCUUGAUAUAAUUCGAUUUAUAAUUCAUUUAUUAAACACCACGAUAUUUGAUUAUUUUCCAGUUUUUAUUAUAUCUCCUAAGUCUACUUCGGCAAAUUGAUUUUGAUACAUUGACUAAUGUACUUUGCAACGAUUAUUAAGAAAUUUCAUUAUGUUUAAUAGUUUUCGACUGGGACUCGUUGCCAAAAAAUUUCUCUUAGUUUCAUUAUACACUAAAAAUUUAGAAGUCUUUUUAGCAUUAUUCGAUAAUGUGAUCGUGCUCGCCAGAGUCGACACGCGUUUCAUAUAAUAAAUUCAUAUAGAUGUAAUUUCUUUUCCUAUUUCACCUGAUUCUUACACAAAAAAAUGUUGCGAAUCUUGUGCUGCAUCCGAAUUUCACGGAAUUCAUCGGUAAUGAGCGAUCAACGAAACUUUCUCGCUAAAUAAGGAAUGAAGGAAAAGAGGAAUCAUUAAACGGAACGAAACCAAUGAGUCCAGCGCCGCGACCGGAAUACUCUCAAGAAGUGACUUUCGUAAUUUCAUUGUCAUUCCCGUUGACAAUAAGUGUUGUUUGUAAUUUUGUACGGGCGAUCUUUGCUUAACUCAGUCCUCGCGAAACCAAACGUAAACGGAAGAGACGAGAAGACAGCGAAAUUCGCGUGCACACACGUACACGGACAAAUACACACACCUACAAGCGAACGAACACGAACACUCUCACACACGUCGGACAAAGAAAAAAGUAAGUUCACGAACGUAGGUCUCCACGGUGUCGUACGGAAGGAUAAUUGAAUCUUGUAAGAAUUGUUUUUUUUCGGGGGAUAAAAUAGAGAAAAGGAGGGAGAAAGAAAGAGAGAAAGAGAGUGAGUGGACGGGGAGAGGACAGAAGAUCAAUGAUCGAUCCCCGUGUCUGUCAUUCGUUGACGAAAUAUUUCCGAAUUCUGCACAUACACUCCUUCACUUUUUCCAUAUGCGAUCGUGUUUUCACUUAUAAAGAGGGAUCGUCCUAUCCGACGAGUUCUGCGUGUUCUCUAUGCACGCGGGUGGAAAUAAUUCGUGCCGCUCGGGCUGUGAUACGGUCGGCACAAAAACGGCACGAAUUAUUUAGGCAACUCGCGUGUCUCACUACCCCAUUCGUAUUAACGGAAGAGAAAGCAUCGAGAGAUUGAAAAUCAAUUAAGUUUCGUCGAACGGAGCUCGUCGGGCACAGACGAUCGGAAUUAACUGCGUGUUGUAUAUAUUAAAUAUAUAUAUAUAUGAAAAUAAAUAUUAUGGUACGAGAUUGAAUAAUAGUAAUUGAAUAUAUUAUAUUCUGUGUCGGGGGCACUUGGCUUGCAAAACUCGUAAAUAU
Messenger RNA from Nomia melanderi (Alkali bee), 9598 nucleotides. RefSeq names its product fasciclin 3 (gene Fas3). Gene Ontology annotation, cellular component: plasma membrane; cell-cell junction. Gene Ontology annotation, molecular function: cell adhesion molecule binding. NCBI's taxonomy places the organism in Eukaryota, Metazoa, Arthropoda, Insecta, Hymenoptera, Halictidae. The record is from RefSeq and is a predicted model, not a curated record. Gene Ontology annotation, biological process: cell-cell adhesion.